ACCAUGUAAACAAGUGAGAACCAAACUUUCACAGGCAUUUAAUCAUUGGCUGAAAGUUCCAGAGGACAAGCUACAGAUUAUUAUUGAAGUGACAGAAAUGUUGCAUAAUGCCAGUUUACUCAUCGAUGAUAUUGAAGACAACUCAAAACUCCGACGUGGCUUUCCAGUGGCCCACAGCAUCUAUGGAAUCCCAUCUGUCAUCAAUUCUGCCAAUUAUGUAUAUUUCCUCGGCUUGGAAAAAGUCUUAACCCUUGAUCACCCAGAUGCAGUGAAGCUUUUUACCCGCCAACUUUUGGAACUCCAUCAGGGACAAGGCCUAGAUAUUUACUGGAGGGAUAAUUACACUUGUCCCACUGAAGAAGAAUAUAAAGCUAUGGUGCUGCAGAAAACAGGUGGACUGUUUGGAUUGGCCGUAGGUCUCAUGCAGUUGUUCUCUGAUUACAAAGAAGAUUUAAAACCACUACUUAAUACACUUGGGCUCUUUUUCCAAAUUAGGGAUGAUUAUGCUAAUCUACACUCCAAAGAAUAUAGUGAAAACAAAAGUUUUUGUGAAGAUCUAACAGAGGGAAAGUUUUCAUUUCCUACUAUUCAUGCUAUUUGGUCGAGGCCUGAAAGCACCCAGGUGCAGAAUAUCUUGCGCCAGAGAACAGAAAACAUAGAUAUUAAAAAGUACUGUGUACAUUAUCUUGAGGAUGUAGGCUCUUUUGAGUACACUCGUAAUACUCUUAAAGAGCUUGAAUCUAAAGCCUAUAAACAGAUUGAUGCACGUGGUGGGAACCCUGAGCUAGUAGCCCUAAUAAAGCACUUAAGUAAGAUGUUCAGAGAAGAAAAUGAAUAAUGUUAAGCCAUUCUGGAUUGGGCCUCAUAGCUUAUUUUAGUUAAUCAUUUUUUUGUCUUGUAGUCUAUCACCUUUUAAAAAUUUUGGUCCAAGCUGUUAUUCCCCAAAAACUGAGUCAAUAGGUGAGUAGGGGUGAUGCAAGUGAUUCUGUUUUAAUUUAGAAAAACCUCUAUACAGAUAAUCAAAAGUCAGAAGAAUCAAGCCGCAGUUAUGUAGGUCUCAUUUGAACAUCAUAAUUACAGUGGGAGGACACUGUCACCAACUCUGCCCUACUACCAUCAAUGUUGUGUUUAUUCUGUCAAUAAAAAAGACUCAUUUCCAGGAA
Messenger RNA from Sapajus apella (tufted capuchin), 1163 nucleotides. RefSeq names its product geranylgeranyl diphosphate synthase 1 (gene GGPS1). Bases 98 to 838 code for a protein of 246 amino acids. The record is from RefSeq and is a predicted model, not a curated record. Gene Ontology annotation, biological process: isoprenoid biosynthetic process. Gene Ontology annotation, molecular function: prenyltransferase activity. Lineage: Eukaryota; Metazoa; Chordata; Mammalia; Primates; Cebidae. The transcript has 3 exons.